UUCAAAAUGGCGGCAAUUAGAAGCAGACUGUAAGAAAAGGUUGCCUGAAACAAAUAAGUUUUACGGAAAUUUAUCGUUAAAAUGCCUGAAGAAAGAAAAGAAGAUGCAGACGCCUCUAUUGCUGGCGAAGAAGAAGGCGAAGAGGAGAUUCCGUCGGACAUCAUGCCACUUUUCUUCACAAGCAAAACCCAAGAAAUAUUUGGCUGCAAGGGCGACGAGGAUGUUACGGAGGAGAACCCGCACAAGUUGAUCCCGAAGGAAGCAAUCAUUCAGGAUUUCAAAGACAGGGCAGCUGUCUCAGAUUUUCAUCCAGCCAAACAAAUUGUUUUGGACUAUGCAGCUGAUCAACUCCUUGUAGUGUAUGAUCCCAUGUUCAAGUAUGGUCAAAAUUUCUAUCUUGCUCUCACUGAAGAGGCUAAGGAGAGGCUUCUUAAUCCCCCUCAAGAUGAAGCACAAGAUGGUGAGGCAGAGGAAGGAGAUGGAGAAGACCUGAUCCUAACACUCAGAAAGUUUCCCAGAACACCACAGCCAUGGCAGUCACUUGGAAGUGAAGUUGAAGUGGAAGAAGAAAAUGUGAUAGAAAACAGACCUAAGGUUAAAUUUAGAAUUUCAAGGAAGAGACGUGAGUUUGGGGUACCCGUGACUUUUGGUGACCGGAAUGUGUCUGAUGCAAAAGAUGGCUUUGUAGAAUGUCCUUCAUUUGAAGAUGAUGGGUUUAGCUUGCUGAAGAAAGAACUAGACAAAGGCAUACAGGCAGUUCCAGUGUUAACAGAUAAUGGAAAUCAAACAGAAUGGAGAAAACCACGUAAUGCUGUGACACAGUAUAGUGCAAGAACUUUGGAAGAGAAGUCCAAAGAUGACAUCAAAAGAGCAACAACAGACAUCAUCAGCUUUAUUGAAAAAGUCACGCCAAGGUUUGAGCUGGCCUUGCAGCAAAAUGAGAUAUUGGAUGUGUUCUAUGAUGAUUACUUGUCUCUGGCAGAUGAUGAAACUACUUUUGGAGCAAAAUCAGACAAUUAUUUGAAGGAAUACCAGUCAUUUACUGAUCUUCAGUAUAGCAAGGAAAAAACAAUCACAGACAUUCAAUGGCAUCCAGUUAUCAAAGGAAUCAUUGCAGUUUCCUGUGGAGAGGGCCUUUCAUUUGAUGACAGAGUGGAUAAUUUUUCUCGCAUUCUUAUGACAUCUUCCCUGGUUCUUAUUUGGAGUUUUUCAGAUCCAAUACAUCCCCUGGCCCUUCUUGAAGCUCCUGAUGAUAUAUUUUCCUUCAAAUUUAAUCCUUCUGAUCCAAAUAUCAUUGCUGGAGGAUGCAUUAAUGGACAGAUUGUUUUGUGGGACAUAACAAACCACAGUGAAAGAUUACGCACUCACAGGCAAUCUCAUGGCCAGAGCAAGAAGAAUUCUAUGAACUCUUUGCCUGGUUUUGAAGAUGAAUCAAGCUUUGAUCAAUCACCCAUUCUGAGAUAUUGUGCUGUAUCAUCAAUAGAACACAGUCAUAAGACUGUUGUUACAGACAUCACAUGGAUUCCUGAUCACAUGGAGAUCGGCCGUAUGGGAGUUGUUGUUGAAAACAAAUCACAGCAGUGCAAUCAGUUAAUGUCCUGUGCUGCAGAUGGUACUGUCCUUGUUUGGGACACACGCCCCAGUAAGUCUGCUGCACCAAGUCAGGCAGUAGGUCACAAUCCAGUUGGAAUUCUUCCUACAUUUAAACACUUGGACUUAACUUGGAAGCCUGUCCUUAGGGUUACUGUAUCUCACUCGGUUGGUGCUGGUGAGUUUGGCCCAAGUGUGUUUAGCAUUUCAGAACGUCAAGGGGCAAGAACAUCUGGCUCAAAACCUAGUGAGGAAAAAGAGACAAGGGAGAUAUCCAACUUAUCAACCGGUUUGUCCAAAGGUAGAGAUCAUGGCAAGCCUUUGGAGAAUGUCAGCUCAAAAUUUUUCAUUGGAACUGAGGAAGGUGAUUUGGUGUAUAUGGAUUGGAAACCCGAGAAGGAUACGGACAGUGGAAAGAUCGUGUCCCCCCGUCCUGAGCAAGUGUGGUUAGCACAUGAUGGCCCCAUCACCACCCUACAGAGGUCGCCUUUCUUCAGGGAUAUACUGCUUACGGUGGGAGGGUGGACUUUUGCAAUUUGGAAGGAAGGAGUAACGAAUGGUCCUCUUCUUCAAUCAGCGAGUCAUUUAAUGAGGUUGACAAGAGGACAUUGGAGUCCAUCAAGACCAGGGGUGUUUUUCAUCACCAAGACCGAUGGUAAUGUUGAUGUAUGGGACCUGCUAGACAGGUCACACGAGCCGUCUUUAACUCAGAAUGUAACUGCUGCUCCCAUCACGACCAUUUCACCUCAUCAGGUUUCAAGUAAGCAGCAGCUUCUAGCUGUCGGUGACGGUAUGGGAACAUUACAUGUCAUGGAAGUUCCUUGGAAUCUCAGGCACCCGUCCGCUAAUGAGGCCAAUGCAAUGGAAAACUUUUUCGAACGAGAAGUUAAGCGACUGGCAUUCGUGGAAGAGAGGAUGAAGAUCCGAGAACAGGAGAAAAAACAGCUGGACGCUGAAGAAAGCAAGCGGCAACAGGAGGGCAAACGAGCUGAGGAAAGUGACGCUGAUAUCGAGGCUAAACAGAGAAUGGAAUACCAGGAAUAUUUACAAAUGGAGAAGCAGUUACUAGAAGAGCUCGGCAUCAGAGAAGAAUCAGAUGAUCCUAUUGAGGUUUAGUGCAGGUUGUAAUUGUGUUGAAUACACGUUCGUCUGUUAACAGGUCCUGUAGUUAUACUUGGUUGUAAAUAGUGUAUUUUAUACUGUUGUACAUUUUCUGGUACUUAUUUCUUCCGUACGAUUUCUGGUCUUGUCUCAUGAGGGUCGAUCGUGAGCAAAUCCUCUCAAUGAGAACAUGCGAAGGCUCCCGAAGGCUCCAUUCUUCUUACAAAAGGGUUUUCUGAGCGUUCGCGAAAACACUGAACAUUACGUCGUGUUGCGUAGCAACAUCUGAUAAACGCAAAGACUGCUGACUCAGUUUAUACCAGAUAUCUAGCAAGUAUCAGGGGUUUUAUUUUUCAGUGCAGGUUAAUAUAAGCCGCCAACUGAACUUUAACUCAGAGCGUUUAUUUCAUUGGUAGUCACAUCUUGAACAAAAGAAUACCGCGAACGUCUAAGUCAUUGUUUACACUUGAAAUGAUUAAUUAUUUUUAAACUAUUGUCGACGUUUGAAGUAAUAAAGAAAUUCAUACCAGCAA
Messenger RNA from Pocillopora verrucosa, 3224 nucleotides. Its product is annotated as dynein axonemal intermediate chain 3-like. Gene Ontology annotation, biological process: inner dynein arm assembly; cilium movement involved in cell motility. Lineage: Eukaryota; Metazoa; Cnidaria; Anthozoa; Scleractinia; Pocilloporidae. Gene Ontology annotation, molecular function: dynein heavy chain binding; dynein light chain binding. Gene Ontology annotation, cellular component: inner dynein arm. The record is from RefSeq and is a predicted model, not a curated record.